AUGACAAGAAAGGGCAAGCUCGGCGCGCCAGCCGCCGGCGCAGCGUCGGCAAAGCUGGCGGCCCUCACGGCGGCGUCGCUGAAGGAUGGUUAUGACAGGGAGCAUGGCGGCGUGUUUGAGUCGGGCGCGCCAGGGCACGCGCCCGGCACAGGCGAAGGCGCUUCGACCAAGAAGGCUUACUUGAAAACAAGGGACACUUCUCUGCUGAAUCAGCUGAGCGGCACAUUCGAGUUUGUGCGCGCCCACAUCUACGACCCCGUCGACGGCGAGUGGGUGUGGCAGACGGACGCCGGGGGCGGCGUGAUCGGCCCCUACUACUACCAAAAGGGGAACGUAUGGAAGGCGUCCUACCACAAUUUGAGGGCCAUGCUGUUCAUGCAGCAGUGGAUCAAGGAGGGCCGCGGCGCGUGA
Messenger RNA from Monoraphidium neglectum, 411 nucleotides. RefSeq lists its product as hypothetical. Gene Ontology annotation, biological process: carbohydrate metabolic process. NCBI's taxonomy places the organism in Eukaryota, Viridiplantae, Chlorophyta, Chlorophyceae, Sphaeropleales, Selenastraceae. The coding region runs from base 1 to 411 and encodes 136 amino acids. The transcript is spliced from 4 exons. The record is from RefSeq and is a predicted model, not a curated record.